Scatophagus argus is the source of this 8184-nucleotide messenger RNA. RefSeq names its product membrane-associated guanylate kinase, WW and PDZ domain-containing protein 2-like. The coding region runs from base 1979 to 6229 and encodes 1416 amino acids. The record is from RefSeq and is a predicted model, not a curated record. Gene Ontology annotation, biological process: signal transduction; receptor clustering. Lineage: Eukaryota; Metazoa; Chordata; Actinopteri; Scatophagidae. Gene Ontology annotation, molecular function: type II activin receptor binding; beta-1 adrenergic receptor binding; signaling receptor complex adaptor activity. The transcript is spliced from 22 exons. Gene Ontology annotation, cellular component: dendrite; cytoplasm.
AUAGUCCUGAGUGUCCGGCAGGCUGUUUGUUGUUGUGGUUUGGAGCGUUAUAAAAUCAGUGUUUUUCUCCCGUGUCUGCGGCACUCUGACCAUGCUGUCAGUGCGAGUCUGUCAGCUUGACAAGCAGACGCCACUCUGCAUCACAACAUGCUGUCACACUGAAGGACGUGGGAGGAGGUGUGCCUGUGUGUGUGUAUAUGGGUGUAUAUGGGUGUGUGUGUGUGUUCAUACAGCUAGAAGGCGUACAUGUUGACAUCAACUCCUGCAUCCUGUUACAUCACUUGGCUCAAGGUUUGGCCAUUCUUCCCCCAAAAAGUAAUGAAUUGAAUGUGAUAAUUUGCCAUCUGAUAUUAAUAACUUUAUUUACAUGUUGCUAUAUUGUAUUGUUGCCUCCAGGCUCCUUGUUUGUGCGUGUCUUUGUGCUUGCAUGUGAAUUUUGCUUUUUCACAUGCAUUCGUGCUUCAACAAACGCACAUACAAACUGCUAGCGGGGCUGCCAUUUUUCGGAUCUACAUGCAUUUUCACUAGGAGAGGGAAUAACACCAAUUGCAGACUGAAACGGAAAAAAGGGAUGGAAUCAACAGCUGCGAAAUGUGUCAAUCCGAAGAAAGCAAAUAGACAGAGAAGGAGACUUUGGGAGGGAGUGUGAGGAGAAUAAAAGAUCAGACCUGCAUCGGAGGUUACAGGUUGAAACGUUUGAUAAGAUUAUCACUGUUUGAUACUCUUCUCAAACUUCUCAAACCUUUACAAUGAGAAAUUUGCUGGCACUAUUUCACUUCUUUCACAGGGAUCACUUGACCACUUCAGAAAAUUAGUCUGAGCUUCUGUCAGAGUGCCUGCUGUUGAGGAAUUCAGGGAACAGUUUUACAUGCUUGUGCUCUCUGCAACAGUGUGAGUGCCUCCUUAAUAUGAGUGGAGCUAAGACGCUGAAAUGGAGCUAAAGGAUUUAAAAAAUCUUGAAAAUAUAUAGGGAGAAGCUCAGAGGUGGGGGUAGAGUAAACAGAGAGAGGUGAGAGAAGAUGAUGAAUGUGGACAUGAGCUAACAUGCUCUCUGAGAAGAUGGGGAAAAAAGGGGACAGGACAGGAAGAGAGGUGGUAAAGAAGACGAGAUCAGCAGGGGAGAGAUGAGCAGCGAAGAGGAGAGCGGACAGAGGAUGGAAAUUGAUAAGGCAAGAGUCGAUGUGAGAGGAUGGGUAGAGGAGCAGAGCAGAGAUGUAGGGAGUAGAAGGGUGGACGUGCACUGAAUGGGAGGGAGAGGGAGAUAUGAGGGCGUCUCGUAAGUUAUUCCCCAAGAGAACCAUCUCCUCCCCUCCACUCUGCUCAGAAGCAUCAGUAAAAGGUUCUAUAAAUAGCUUCAACAGUGAGCUGCACGUUUCUCUACUCAGAUAGCCUAUAAAUACAUGCAGCUUCUGUCACUUCAUAUCCGCUGCUCUGGACGCAUAUUCGCUGCCCCACAGCCCUGCAGCCUCCAACAGGGAAUCCUCCUCUGGAGAUGACAGAGAAGGAGCAGAAAAAGAUGUUGAUGAGGAGCAUGGCCAAGAUGCUUAUGAUGGCAAUAGGGCUGACGGACACCGCUGAUAAUGAUGGCAAGUAAUGAAGAUGGCUAUCUUGAUGAUGUGAGGAAAUCUGUGAAUAAUGAAACCUUUUUACCCUGAUUUGUUCAGAAGUUUCUAAUGCACAUCUCUGUUAAUGCAAAAUUUAAGGAGUUUCUUAAUGCAAAUGCUAAUAAGAAUGUUUUGAUGAUGAUGGAUAAAUUUGAUGAUUUCCUUUGCAGAAUGCUUUGUUCAUCUCUCUGCAGCGUGCAGCUCGACAGCUGAUUUCAUGCCUCAGAUGAUUAUAAAAUACCAGAACGCUGUCAACAUGAGAACAUGCCAAGUGUUUUAUUCCCCGUGAAUUUGCAUCAACAGGUACUACCAGGCAGCCUAAGGAAGGGGAGGUGCCGGGGGUGGACUACAACUUUGUAAGUGUGGAGCGUUUUAUGGAACUGGAGCAAAGUGGAGCCCUGCUAGAGAGUGGAACCUAUGAAGAUAACUUUUACGGCACACCGAAACCUCCAGCAGAGCCGUCUCCUGCAGCACCUCCUCUGAAUGUAAGUGAGGCCUUGCUGCCUGGAGCCCGGCCCAGCGCCCAGGGCAAGAGGAAGAGGAACCAGUCAGUCAGCAACAUGGAGCAGCGCGCCAGCCUGGAGCCGCCCGAGGAGGAGGAAGAGGAGAGCCCGGUUGUCAAUGGCAACGGGGUGGCCAUUACACCAGAGUCCAGUGAACAUGAGGACAAGAGCACAGAUGCCUCUGGGGAGGUUGCUGCUGAAGCGUCCAUCCAGGCCCCAGCCUCCACCGAGCCCCCCACUGAAGGAGAGGAAGCUCCAAAAUCUUCCUCUGAAUCCCCUGCCAAAGUUCCAGACGUGGAUGAGGAGGAGCUGGGUCCACUGCCCGACAACUGGGAGAUGGCCUACACCGAGAAGGGGGAGGUCUACUUCAUCGAUCACAACACCAAAACUACAUCAUGGCUGGAUCCUCGACUUGCAAAGAAAGCGAAGCCACCAGAAGAAUGCAGGGAGGACGAGCUGCCCUAUGGGUGGGAGAAGAUAGAUGACCCCAUCUACGGCAGCUACUAUGUAGAUCACAUCAAUCGAAGGACUCAGUUUGAGAACCCGGUCUUGGAAGCCAAGAGGCGCCUGGAGCAGCAGAGGCAGAUGCAGAGCCAGGGACUCUCCGCGCUACCACUCCCCACUAUAUACAGAGAGAAGCCAUUGUUUACGAGGGACCCAACCCAGCUGAAGGGCACCUUCCUGUCAACAGCCCUGCAGAAGAGCAAUAUGGGAUUUGGCUUCACGAUUAUAGGAGGCGACGAGCCCGAUGAGUUCCUGCAAGUGAAGAGUGUAAUACCAGACGGACCCGCCGCGCAGGACGGAAAGAUGGACACAGGUGACGUCAUUGUCUACAUUAAUGACAUCUGCGUGCUCGGCACCACACAUGCCGAUGUGGUCAAGCUUUUCCAGUCUGUACCGAUCGGUCAAAGUGUCACCCUCGUGCUCUGUCGAGGCUAUCCUCUGCCCUUUGACCCCGAAGAUCCAAGUGGUGCUGCAAGUACCUCCCUGACACCCAUCGGUCUGGAGCACCGUCCCCUGGUGGUGAACGGCCGCGGCAGCUACGACCCCUACCUGGAGUAUCUGUCGCUGAGCUCCCAGCUGCCUCCUCAGACUCUGGGCCAGGGUGGAGCCCCUCACCCAGGGGACACACAUCUGGAUGGUUCAUCACUGCCACCCACCACACCCGGUUCAGCAUCGGCCCUCACUCCCCACGACGACAACGUGUCUAUGGCCUCCUCGGGAACCGCAGCUGUUGCUGGGACAACAUCACAAGGGGCAGAGCUUCUGACAGUUACAAUGGUGAAAGGGGCGGAGGGAUUUGGGUUCACCAUUGCCGACAGUCCCACUGGUCAGCGAGUAAAGCAGGUGCUGGAGCCAGGCUCACAGGGAGCAUCAGGGCUCAUAGAGGGAGACCUGAUCCUGGAGGUGAACCAGCAACCAGUGGCUGCGGCUGGGCAUGGACGAGUGGUGGAGCUGCUCAAAGAGUGUCCUGUGGGAGCUGAGGCGACGCUCCUCAUACAGCGAGCAGGAACAGGCCACAUCUCUCCGUGGAAGGCCUCCAAACAGUUGCCUGACCAGUGGGACCCACAUAGUAGCCCCCAAGCAAACCUGUCUGGCCCGGUUUUGCUGCCUGGCACACCCUUCCCAAACCAGCCACAGCAUCGCACAUCUGUGCCUGACUCUACCGAGGGCUUCGAUCUGAACAAACCUGACCCCUAUGACCUUUAUGAGAAGUCGAGGGCCAUCUACGAGAGCAGACGUCCAGAGUAUGAAGAGGUGGAGGUGCACCUGCUGAGGGAGAAGACCGGGUUCGGCUUCCGCAUCCUGGGGGGAGACGAGGCCGUGCAGGCUGUGAGUCCGGACGCCCGUGACAAGAUUGUUAUUGGUGCUAUAAUAGAGAACACUCCUGCUGAGCGCGAUGGGCGGCUUCGACCCGGGGAUGAGCUCAUUUCUGUGGAUAAAAAUGUUGUUGCUGGGAAACCGCACAAAUACGUAAUAGACUUGAUGCACGCGGCUGCUCGCAAUGGACAAGUCAGCUUGACUGUGAGGAGGAGAGUGCUCACGCCUGGUGAACCAUGUCCUGUGAAUGGCCGCAGCCCCGGCUCGGUGUCCACACAACACAGCUCUCCACGUAGCGAUGCGGCCUCGGCUUCGGGCCCUCCGGCCGUCACCGUCCCCGCUGCCACCUCUCCUCCGGAAGGAUCGGCCCUGCAGACCAGUGAUGUGGUUAUUCACCGCAAGGAGAACGAGGGCUUCGGCUUCGUCAUCAUCAGCUCCCUGAACAGACCGGAGAAUACCACCGUCAUCACUGUGCCCCAUAAAAUAGGACGUAUCAUCGAGGGCAGCCCUGCGGACCGAUGCGGGAAGCUGAAGGUGGGCGACCGGAUCCUGGCUGUGAACGGACAGUCCAUCAUCAGCAUGCCACACGCAGACAUUGUCAAGCUCAUUAAAGAUGCCGGGCUAACAGUCACACUGCACAUCAUACCAGAGGAGGGUUCCCAUUCUGGCCCCAGCUCAGAGAAGCAGAGCCCCAUGACCCAGAAACACAGCCCCCAGACCCAGCCCAGCCCCGUAGCCCAGCCAGGACAAGGAGGCAUCCAGCCGAGCCAAACCACCACUCAGACAUGUCAAGCACCAUCCCAGCCCAGCCAGACCCCAGCUCAGACAAGCCAGGCAGCGACUGGUGCUCCUGCAGCAGCAGCCUCCCAGCCUGCACCAUCUGGAACCCAGCAGAGCCCGGUCAGCCAGCCCUCUGGCCUCCCUCCACAGCUCUACCUCCAUGAUGGCAGGUCAGAGGUUAAAGCCAGACAGGACGUCAAACCUGACUUCCGUCAUCCUCCAUUCACUGAUUACAGGCAACCUCCAGUAGACUAUCGUCACCCACCGGUUACUGAUUAUCGACAGCCCCCGACGCUGGACUACAGACACCCGCCUGGUCUGCUGGACUUCAGACAGCAUCCUGCCGCUGCACAGUUCCCCCUGGGGAUCCCUGCUGACUUCAGACCACAGGAUUUUGAUUACUUCACGGUGGAACUGGAGAAAAGUGCAAAGGGUUUUGGCUUCAGUAUUCGUGGGGGCAGAGAGUACAAGAUGGACCUGUUUGUGCUGCGCCUUGCUGAGGAUGGUCCUGCGAUACGUAAUGGAAGGAUGAGGGUAGGGGAUCAGAUCAUAGAGAUUAACGGGGACAGCACUCGGGACAUGACUCAUGCCCGCGCCAUUGAACUCAUCAAGGCGGGAGGCAGGCGGGUCAGGUUGCUGCUAAAGCGAGGCACAGGACAGGUGCCAGAAUAUGACUGUCCCAGCCCCUGGGAUUCCCUUUCUACAACCCACUCUGCCCUGCAGGAAGUGACCCUCGAACCCCACCCAAAUCCAUUGCUCUCAUCUCAUCCAGCCUCAGCCCCAGAUUCCCCUCAUCAGCUCCCUCUAGAGGCCACAGUGUACAUGGCAGACAAAGCUCCACAGUUGACAGACCACAGCUCCAUUAGAGGGGCUACAGGUGGCAGGUCCACCCAGCAGAAGUGCAUCAGUAGGGGGCAGGGAACCCCUCAGGGGUCUGUAGAGGCGGACUGCGGACCAGGCGACAGACAGCCUCGGGCUUUGCCUCUAAAAGCUGUCCUUGGGAGGUCUGUUGAAAGAAGAGAGAGGCAGAGGGAGAUUUGCUCCCCCUGCUGUGAGAGAAAGGGCCUGCACUCACAGGCGAUGAGAACUGUUUGGCCCUGGGACCCUUAUGCAAGUGUGAAUUUGAAUGGAGCCUCUCUAGGCAGCGGAGAUGGACAUGGCAGCCUCCAGGAGAGGCUGGUCUCGAGAGGUCUGUUUUCCAGAGAAGAUGAGAGGGCCGGGGUUCACAGUGGGCUCUGCUGCCCCUCUAAAACCAUGGAAGAUCCUCCUGCACGGAGCGCCGCGGCCUCCCCUGGGCCCUGGAAUGUCCCUGGAUCUGACAAACUGCCUGGCACCCUGAGGUCCUGGACCUCCACAGUAAGCAGUGGGAGGAGUGAGACUAGAUGUCUGUCAGAGGGAGGCAGAGACACUGAAACUCCUGGAGGACAUGGCACUGACCCGAGCGACAGCCUCGCUAACCCGACAUAUGUUAGAUCUCACAUGCCUACUGAUAUAACAUAUACUGUAAAUGUAAAGAUGUGACAAAUAUGUACAUUUGGUAAUCUCAAGAAACAUUGGUGUUUUUUGAGGCAGUGUUGUAGUUAGAUACAUUGUAAAGAAAAGAGAAAAAAACAAAACAAAACACAGAACAGUAUUUUAGGAUCGCUGUUUCCAUGGCCUCGUCUAUAACUACAUAUCAAAGACGGUGCAAGUCACCAAACCCAGACCGCUGAGGGAGCCAGUGGUCGUGUGCAUGGAUAUAAACCACCAUGUCAUUGAACAAGGACUCACAUGUCUUUUAGAGGUAGAAUAUAGAGAGGAUAUCCUCUGCGGAGCUGACCAGUUGGUACUCAUAUGAGACAAAAAGAAACUUUUUUUUUUUUCAUCAAAUUGAACUUUUUGACUGACUGAAAGCUUAGUAAGAACUCAUAAUACUGUUCUGAGUUAUGUACACAAUUUGAUCACGACUCAACCAUGCGGUCAUUGUGCAGAAUUAUAAGCCGUGUUGUAUUUCAUUUAAUGCUCAAUGAAAUUUUGUCCGGUCUAUAUUUCCCAUUUCUAUGCCUUUAACUGUGCUAAGUGUACCACAUCACUGUGGGAGAGGGGCAUCGGUGUGGGGAAGGGGAGGCCGAUGGAUAUGAGGUGGGGCGGAGUGCCUUACUCAAACCAAUGCAGAGCUGUUUCUCUUGUGAGUUGUUUUGGGAACUGAAUGAAAAACAGACUUUAGUGACGAUGCACACAUAUCAGCGAACUGUUGAGUUGUGGAGCCUGUUUUCUUCGGACUUAACACCAAGCAGUACAUACAGUUAUCUCGAUGCACUCUCAGCUGUAUAGCUUAUCAAUGUCGAUGAUUGCUCUUGUCCCCUAGUGCUUAGACGGGGAUCAGAUGUAGCCUGUAGCAUUACAUCCUCUUCUUAGAGAGUCACCUGGGCAAGCCAAGCUGUGAACGUUUAUCCAGACUGGGCCAUUUCAGCUUUAUUUGUCUGUUGUGUAAAGAAAACGUGUUAAGUUUGCAUCGUUGCAGGCAGUGCAAGCACUCACUGGAUCUGAACCCAGGACCUUAGGUGAUCUCUGAAACCCAAAUUGCACUGAAAAGAGUGUUUGAUCACAAAGUCUCGAUGGCGGCGGAGUUGCGGCAUGCUGCUAUUAAAGCAAGACACCCCAGAUGAAGUCACUACCCUUCUGCAUUUCACCAUUUUGAUAUCAUCCUUUGCUUUGAACAAGAUGUUUGUGCUCAUUAAAAAUGAAUCACCAGAGCUUCUGACUAUUGGAGGAACAGAUGUUUUUUUAAAAAAAAAAAAGAGAGAGAGAGAAAGAUCACAGUGCAUUGUGAUGAUUUAACUGAAUGCAGCACGAUGGCACAUCCAAGCGAAUGAACUGGUGUGGGCCUAUUGGUAAACCGCUUUUAGCAGGACAGUGCACCUGCAGGCUGGGAUCCUGGUAAGACCGUGUGCAUUAAAAGUAUCAUCAAGCCGGAUCUCGACCCCUCAGCGGUGGAUGUUUCUGAGCUGACUGUCGAAUACAACCGUGGUUCAUGUGAUAAACUGGUUAUCAUGUUAGCGAGGAGCAUGAGAACAUGCUGUAGGCUUUAGAAAUGACUUUACUGUAUGUACAAAUGUCAAAGAUCAGAACAGGUGAAGGAAUAUGUCAUCCAGCCCCUCCCCCGUCUCCAUCCAGGCUGUCCCCCUGCCUGUUGUGAGUGAUUUUGUAUACAGAAACAAAAAACUGCUUUAUUGAAACCUGUGAAGGAUGGCACGUUCAUAAACCCCCAUUGAGAUCAAGUAUAACUGUGUAGUGUUAUUUGUGUACUAUUCACCUUGUACAGCUGUAUUCCUACAAAUAUGGUUUACUGUAUCAUUGAUACUGUAGUUUCAAAGACGUGAACAACUAUUUUUAUGAAAUGCGACAGUACUGAUAUAUUACAUUUUGCUAAAAAACAAAAAACUUGUUUACUGAAAGAUAUUCUGAAAUACUGUCAAAUAAACUCUUGACAUGGU